ACGACCAGCUGCCACACUAAAGCCUACGACUGGAAUUGCCACGAAGAACAGAACUUAUUUGUUGGCACAAUUAAAACGGGCUUUAAAAGCGCUGCAAAACUCAGUGUCCGGUUUUGGAAUAGAGGUUGACGCAAUCGAACGAUGGGCUCGAGCCACAGCAUCCAUGUUCCCGGUGGCGGCACCGAAGGAUACCAUGUACUCAAAGUGCAGGACAACUCACCUGGUCAAAAGGCAGGACUGGAGGCCUUUUUCGACUUCAUUGUGGCUAUUGCUGGGACACGUCUAGACCAGGAUAACGACAUGCUGAAGGAGCUUCUGCGCCAGAACGUGGACAAGCCGGUGCGGCUAACCGUGUAUUCCAGCAAGACGCAGACGGUGCGCGAACUGACCCUUACGCCCAGUAACAACUGGGGUGGUCAGGGACUGCUGGGCGUCAGCAUUCGGUUCUGCUCCUUCGAGGGCGCCAACGAGAGCGUCUGGCACAUCCUCGAAGUCCAUCCCAAUUCACCCGCCGAGCUGGCUGGAUUGAGGGCGUACAGCGACUAUGUCAUCGGAGCAGAUGCCAUUCGCCACGAGAACGACGACCUGUUCACCCUGAUCGAAACGCACGAGCAACAGCCGCUGAAGAUGUACGUCUACAAUCUGGACGAUGACGCCUGUCGCGAGGUCACCAUCAAGCCGAACACCGCCUGGGGUGGCGAGGGAGCCCUGGGUUGUGGCAUAGGCUUUGGCUAUCUGCACCGCAUCCCUGUGCAGGCAGAUACCGUGGCCGGUGGCUCUGCUCCUUCUGCUGCCUCGACGGAGUCCACUGCUCCGUUGCUGACUGCUGGAGGAGCGACUCCAGCUGUUGCUCCUGUAGCUACUGCUGUGGUCUCACCAACGAUGCCUUAUAUACCGCCACUGGCCAACACCUUUGGAUCCACAAACGCGGAGGUCAGACCACCCACCAUUGAGCCACCAGCACAGAGCCUGUUCAAGACCUACUUCAAUCCGGAUGAGGCCACCGAUGCACUGACCGCAGCGCUGGAGACGCAGGCCCACAUUGCCGAGCCCAUUCCAGUGCCGGCUGCAGUCGCUGACGUGUCUGUGGCGCAAGUUCAGGUUCCCGCACCAGCGCAACCCUUGCCGCCGCCAACGAAUAUUAUUAUACCCAACGUUUUGGAUCCAAGUACACCACAAAACGCUGCUUUGGGUGGAAUACCCGCCGCCCAGCUGCCAUUUCCACAGGCCACGGCAGCACCGGCGGCUGUGCCCAUGUUCUCCGCACCGCAACAGGCUUACAUGUCGGCCCCGGCUGUCCUCUCCUAUCCAGCCGGCGCCCAGACAGUGCCGUCAUAUCCCCAGGUGCAGCCCUCCAUGGGCGGACUGUUUCCCACGCAGCCAACGCCGUUGCCGCCGCAAAUGGCCCAUGUGUUUGCGCCACCAGUACCACCGCCCGCCAGUGCUGCUCCACCGGCAGACAAUGAAACAUCGGCACCGGCAACACACCAGGCCGGCAACUAAGACUUCAACUGGGCUAAUUGACCAACUGCUAAACCUGGACAAAUCGUCGUUAAGCUUAUUUUGCGAGUAUCAUCUGAUUGUUUUGAGUGAUGAUUGCGCUAGCAAGAAUCACAAGUGGCGCGGAGGUGUGGGCCACAGCUGCAUGCAAAAAUGUGUACAUUGCAUUCAUAACAAUAAUCUAAAUUAAUUAUUAUAAUAAAUAAACAAAUAUAUAUAUAUGUA
This is a messenger RNA of Drosophila elegans, 1725 nucleotides long. RefSeq names its product Golgi reassembly-stacking protein 2 (gene Grasp65). Gene Ontology annotation, cellular component: Golgi apparatus. The coding region runs from base 142 to 1503 and encodes 453 amino acids. The record is from RefSeq and is a predicted model, not a curated record. NCBI's taxonomy places the organism in Eukaryota, Metazoa, Arthropoda, Insecta, Diptera, Drosophilidae. The transcript has 2 exons. Gene Ontology annotation, biological process: Golgi organization. Gene Ontology annotation, molecular function: protein binding.